UAAAGAUCUGCAUAAUACUACUACCAAGUGCCGACUGAACUGUCAACAGUUCCAUUAUCCUGACUCCUUCCUCGCAACAUAUAUAUCAUAACAAGCCUGCAUACAGAAUACCUUCCAAAAAGUAGACAAAAAAUGGCUAAUUUUAUUAGCAUUAUCAUGCUUGUAAUUCUCCUUGCUUCUGCACCACUUUGCUUCUCUCGCAAAACCAGUACAGAUUGUUUAUACCCUCAGUUCUAUGAUCAUUCUUGCCCAAAUGCGAUCCAGAUAGUUAAAUCAAUAGUUUCUAGUGCUGUUGCAAGAGACACUCGGAUGGCUGCUUCAUUGCUCCGCCUCCAUUUCCAUGACUGUUUUGUCAAGGGAUGUGAUGCAUCAAUACUAUUAGACAGCAGUGGUAGUGUAAUCAGUGAAAAGAGUUCCAACCCUAACCGAAAAUCUGUCCGUGGCUAUGGUGUUAUCGACCAAAUAAAAUCUGCACUAGAGCUUGAGUGCCCUCAGACAGUCUCUUGUGCUGAUAUCAUGGCUCUGGCUGCCAGGGACUCUACUGUUCUGACCGGAGGACCCAGCUGGGACGUUCCUUUAGGAAGAAGGGACUCACGAGGUGCGAGUUUGAGUGGUUCCAACAACAACAUUCCUGCUCCAAACAACACUUUCCAGACAAUACUAAUAAAAUUUAAGCUACAAGGACUUGACAUAGUUGAUCUUGUGGCACUAUCUGGAAGUCACACAAUUGGGAAAUCAAGAUGUGUCAGUUUCAGGCAACGCCUUUACAAUCAGUCAGGCGAUGGACAACCAGACUACGCAUUGGAUCAAUAUUACAUGGAGAAGCUGAAGAACCAGUGCCCGAGAUCAGGAGGCGACCAAAACCUCUUUAAUUUGGACUUUGUUUCUCCGACAAAGUUUGACAACAGCUACUUCAAGAACUUGCUGGCUUCAGAGGGUCUGUUGAACUCUGACCAAGUUCUUGUGACAAAGAAUGAGGCAUCUCUGGAACUAGUGCGAAGAUACGCAGAGGAUACAGAGGAGUUCUUUGAACAAUUUGCCAAGUCCAUGGUCAAGAUGGGAAACAUUUUUCCAUUGACUGGUUUGGCGGGAGAGAUCAGAAAGAGUUGCAGGAACAUCAAUGCUUGAGAUGUUCGGCUUUUGUAUCAGUGAUCUACAUAGUUGCUGUCGCACUUAAACUACGAAUUUACAUAAAGUAUUCCCUGGACAACAGAUUACUCGAGCCUAAUAUUGAAAAUUGAUUUGACAAGGCAGGAAGCUUAUUAAUUACGUACAUAUUUAUUGUAGAUUAGGAUCAUGUUAUAAUAUUAUGGGAAAUUAUGAAUGGUAUCAUUGUGUAAUUGGCUCUCUAAAUUGUAUCAUUUCGUGUUUUUGACUUUCAAGUGGUACCACUCAGUUUAUGAUC
Messenger RNA from Daucus carota subsp. sativus, 1405 nucleotides. Its product is annotated as peroxidase 72. Gene Ontology annotation, biological process: response to oxidative stress; hydrogen peroxide catabolic process. Lineage: Eukaryota; Viridiplantae; Streptophyta; Magnoliopsida; Apiales; Apiaceae. Bases 133 to 1128 code for a protein of 331 amino acids. The transcript is spliced from 4 exons. Gene Ontology annotation, molecular function: peroxidase activity; heme binding. The record is from RefSeq and is a predicted model, not a curated record.